Messenger RNA from Effrenium voratum, 2289 nucleotides. Lineage: Eukaryota; Dinophyceae; Suessiales; Symbiodiniaceae. The record is from the annotation of a GenBank genome assembly.
AUGAGUGGCGAGCGCAUCGGCGCCGGCGGCUUCGGCUUCGUCUACCGCGCGGCGAGCAAAGCGUCGGGGCAGCAUGUGGCCGUCAAGGCCGUGCCCAAGCUGGACCUUAAGCGCGCGCCCUCCACAGCCCCAGAACAGCUGGGGCAGAUGCGGAGGCGGGAUGCUCAGCGCCUCAACGAGGAGAUCUUGAUCAUGAGGAUGCUUGACCACCCCAACAUCGUCCAGCUGUUCGAGACGUUUGAGGAUGAGGGCAACGUGUACUUGGUCAUGGAGCUGUGCAGCGGUGGCGAGCUCUUAGGUUACAUCCUGAAUUCGGGAUUUCACACCGAGUCGCUGGCUGCCAGCAUCAUGAGCCAGGUCUUCCAGGCGGUGAAGUACAUGCACUCGGUGCGUGUGUGCCACCGGGACCUGAAGCACAGCAACACCUUGCUGCUCAGCCAGGCUCCAUUUCGGGAAAACUGUGUGAAGAUCGUGGACUUUGGCCUCGCCUGUCGUUUUGAGCCCCACGAGCCCAUGCGGCAGUGCGCGGGUACGGCGAUUUAUGUGGCUCCCCAGGUCUUGGAAUGCAAGUACUACCACCACGUGGAUUUGUGGAGUUGUGGUGUCCUGUUGUACAUCCUGUUGUGUGGAUAUCCACCCUUCCGUGGCGACACCGACGCGGCAAUCAUGACAGCGAUCCGGAGGGGCAACUACUCCUUUCCAUCCUCAGACUGGUCGUUUGUGUCCGAGGAUGCGAAGUCAUUGAUCCGAUCUCUCUUGAAGAUGAAGGUCAAGGAGCGGAUUACUGUGGAGAACGCGCUGCAGCACAGAUGGAUCAAGGAGCCCAAGGGAGAGGAGAUCCUCAGCAAAGCGCUGGAGCGGAUGCGGCGAUUUAUCGCGCACCAGCAAAAAACCCAAGACCUGAAUCCAGAGCAGGACGCUGGCAGUCCUCUUGGGGAAGGCCUUGGAACCAUGGGCUCUCAGUCUUCCAUCGCCACGCGCAUCCCUCAAGCCGGGGGCUUUUGGUUCAAAGAUCUGCAGAACCAGUGGGCCGCUCUGACAGCUGCUGUAGGCUCUGUGAUGAGCGGCUCCAAGAAGGCGGGGGUUGCGCCUUUGCCGGAGGCGCAGGACUUGGCACCAAUCGGCAAGUUGCUGGAGAAGGAGUUGAGCCCAAGCCAAUGUUUCCGGCACAAGCAUGUGGAAGAGGAGAUGAGCCCCAGCGCAGUCUUCAAGAAGAAGCACGUGGAGGAGAUUGUGCCUGAAUUCGCCGCUGCCAAUGCAGUGUUGGAGGAGGAUCCAUUGCACAACUUUGACAGCCCAAAGAACAAGGAGCUCAUUGUGGACGGCCCUUACAAGGCAGUGCCGCUAUGUUCCCUGCAGCCAGGCAAAGCCUUAGUCCACCUUUGCAGCAGCGAGAAGCCGAUUUGCGCGCCCGCCUUGGACGAUGACUUGCCGCCUCCGCCCUCCCCGCCGGACUCACCAAGGGAGAAUGACGGCGACGAGUCAAGGGCAUAUGUGGGCCAGCAACUGGAGUUCUACUCCAAGACAGCCCAGAGAUGGCUGCCAUGCGAGGUCAUCAAUGUGCGCAGCGACUCGGCCAUCAUGGUCAACGUGAAGCCCAACACAUGGCUUACGCUGGAGGACCAGAAGGCGCGCAUCCGCUCUCCGCUCCGGCGCAGUUUCAGCGCCAAAAGCAUGCAGGACGCUGCUGCAGUAGAGGUCCACGACAUCGAUGACUUGACUUCGUCGCAGAGCCCAAGUUUGACGCUGGGCCAAGCCGUGGAAUACUUCUCCGCCUCGGCGAACCGCUGGAUCCCCUGCCGCGUGACCAACAUCGACGCGGCGAAGUCCAUCCAGGUCGACGUGAAGCCGGGAUGUUGGAUCCCUGUGCAUUACCAGAAGCAGCACAUCCGGCCUGUGGAGGCGCAAGGGGGCCGCUCAGAGGUGCCGCGGAGCCUGGCAGAUGUGGAGCUGGAGUACUACUCCUUGAACCUGUCAGCCUGGAUCCCCUGCGCCAUCCUGGAACAGGAUGCAGAGACUGGCAGCAUUGUCAUAGAUGCCCUUCCAUAUGCCUGGAUCACCCCAGCGCAGCAGGCCACUUACCUACGUGCUGCAGCGGCGGUGCGGCUGAGAGUGCCGCUGAUCGGGGACAAGGUGGUCUACUUCUCCGGGUCUCACAAGCGAUGGCUCCCGACCAUCAUCACAGACGUGGGGGACGGGGACGAGGUGGAGUUGGAGAUCAAGCCUGGGGUUUGGAUUUGCAGAGAAGCCCAGAACAAGCUUUUGCGCUGGUGCUCCAGCCAGCUGUGA